Molecule: messenger RNA, 3108 nt
Organism: Cydia splendana
Lineage: Eukaryota; Metazoa; Arthropoda; Insecta; Lepidoptera; Tortricidae
Gene: Mbs
Product: protein phosphatase 1 regulatory subunit 12B
Exons: 20
Coding region: 384-2894 (836 amino acids)
Cellular component (GO): cytoplasm
Molecular function (GO): enzyme inhibitor activity; protein kinase binding; phosphatase regulator activity
Source: RefSeq, a predicted model, not a curated record
GUGGCGCUGGGUGUUUUCUUCUUCCCGUCAUUCACACUUGAUAGUUUUUUACUUUUUACAUUUCGGUAGUUUAGUUGGCUGUAAAAUUAUUUUCGUAAUGGCUGCCACGCUAAAAGUGUAGCUCAUUGGUUAUGUCAUGUAUAUAAAAUCAUUAUUCGUAAGUGUUACAUGUGUAAUUCAACAAGUGUUAUGAACAAUGAUCGCAUGAAAGGAGUCUUAGUCUCAAUCUCGCAGGGACGUUUCUUCUUUCAUGUUUCCUUUUUUGGCAAUUAAGUUAUGGACUCGGCGUUUGUGUACUAUAUGUAAUAAAAACAUAAUCUAUGCGUCGUGAAAAGUGUUCUCUGGGACCAUAUUGAGUGGAAAGUGUUUCGAGAGAGUUGAAAAUGACGGAUACGCGUUCGUCGUCUGCGUUGUUCAAGCGCGCGGAGCAGCUGCGGCGAUGGGAGGAAUCCGACACCAAUAAACAGAGCCCGACUCCUAAGCGGGCGUCGAGGAUCCAGUUUUCCUCCGGGAUCGUGUUCCUGGCGGCGUGCACGUCAGGCGACAAGGACGAGGUGCAACGUCUUCUGAAAGCGGGAGCCGACAUCAACACUGCGAACGUGGACGGGCUGACAGCUCUGCACCAGGCAUGCAUCGACGACAACCUAGACAUGGUAGAGUUCCUCGUGGCGCACGGUGCGGACGUGAACCGCGGCGACAACGAGGGCUGGACGCCGCUGCACGCCACCGCCUCCUGCGGUUUCCUCAGCAUAGCCAGGUAUCUCCUGGAGAGCGGAGCGGACGUCGCAGCAGUGAAUUAUGACGGUGAACUAGCGGUCGACAUCGCCGAGAGCGACGCAAUGGAGCAACUGCUACAGAAGGCUAUCGAUGAGAAAGGCAUCGAUUGCGAGAAAUCACGUAACGCGGAAGUGGACAACCUGCUCAGCGACGCCAAGAACUGGGCGGCGAACGGCUACGUGGAAGUCAGGGAUCCCAAGACCGGCGGCACGCCACUUCACGUAGCCGCCGCCAAGGGUUAUAUUGAUGUGGCCAAGAUGCUUCUGGAAGAGUGCGGCGCGGAACCCGACUGCGUAGACUACGAGGGCUGGACACCAUUGCACGCCGCCGCGCUCUGGGGGCAGAAGGAGGCCGCCGCGCUACUGCUCAAGUGUGGGGCCGAUCCACAUCUCAAGAACUAUUCGGGCCAAACCUGCAUGGACCUAGUGGACCCGAGCAUAUCGUCGUGGCUCGCGGACGCCACCCUCAAGGCGCCGCGUCGCCUCAACAACAACAACAAACGCAAACUCUCCCCGCCGCGACACGAGGUCAAGCGGGUCGAGUUGCAGAUCACAGGGGACGUGGUUAAUGACAAGCCGCCGGCGCCGGAGAUCAUUAAGGACAGCAAGCCGCCGAAGGGGCGCGCGCCGUCACCCGACGCGGAGGAGGAGGCGCCGUCAUGGCGGCGCACGGCCAGCUUCAGGAAACAGGAGGUCACACGCGAGAACAAACCGGCGAACAACGCCGUGGACAACGACACCAUACUCAGGAGGACGCACAGUUUCGAAAACGACAAGACUUUCUAUCAGCGCUACCGCGACGUGACGGCGCGUAUAAAGGCCUCCUCCUGCCCCUCUAUACCUCCGCCGCCGCUCGCUGAGAAGGAGACUAAUGAUACUAACGAGGAUGUGCAGACAAGAAUAAACUCGACAGCGGAGAAGCGAGAGCGAGACGCUAACACAUGGAGUCCCACGUCCACCGCCGCCAACACCAACACAACCAACACCAAUACCACCACACAGACCACUGUCAGGAGCUCCUCGGAUGCGGAGAACAGUAGCAAUUCCACCUCGAGCUCGGCGACCCCGACCAAGCUAUCGCCCGGGAACAUUUUCAAGAACUUCUUCAAGUCAUUCGUGCCGCCGGUACGCGACGAAGAGAGCGAGACGCAACGAAAGGCGCACGCCAAGCGAGUGAGAGAGACGAGGCGAUCGACUCAGGGCGUCACGCUCGACGAGAUCAAAUCUGCAGAGCAGCUCGUCAAGAAAAAGACUGGCAAUGGCACCACAGAGUCGCCCGCGCCAGCUAGUCCCAAGAAAGAAGAAACUCCUUCACCGGCCCCCGUUGAAAACAACUCGACGCGGGACGUAGCGGUCACCGUCGCGCUGGCGUGCGCGACCGCCACUGCCACCGCGACCAUCGCGCCGCACGAGCGCCGCCCGUCGUGGCGGCUCCGGCUCGACCCGACCAAUAAGUUUGAGCUGGAGGAUGCGGGUCGGCCGCGCUCCACGGACGCGACCGUCACGCUGCCGCUGCGGCGCCCGCCCGCCGCGAGCACGGCCAACACCGCCUCGCCGCCGUCCAAGGAGGAGAGUCGCGCCGGCGAAGACGAGAAAGAGCGCGAAAGCAGUUCGGAGAGCAAAUCAUCAUCGAACGCAUCCCCCGCAAGCACACAGGCCGCGAUGAACGUGAUCCAGCGCCGGCGCAGGCCCAAGCGGCGCUCCACCGGCGUCGGCCACGUCGACAUGGACGACAUUGUGAAUGAUCGCGGCGGGGGCGGUGAAGGAGAUGGCGAAACAGAAACUGUGCAGUCGGGAAGCGAGCGCACAGAGGACGGCGAGGACAUCGACUACAAGGCGCUAUACAUCGCGUCCUCCAGCGAGGUCCGCCGCCUGCGCGCCCUGCUGGCCACCUCCGAGCAACAACUGCGCGACGCGCGCGCCACCAUAGCGCGCACCAGCCAAGUGAGUCAAAAUUCGCUGUCAGACACUGAGAAACGUGAGAAGAGAGCCAUGGAGAGGAAAUUAUCUGAAAUGGAGGAAGAAUUAAAGUACCAACAAGCGCUCCAAGCCGAAAACCAGCGGCUAAAGGACGAGAACGGAGCCCUAAUCCGAGUGAUCAGCAAACUGUCCAAGUGAGCGCGGGCUUACACAGGGAGGCAUUUGAACAGUAUUUAGCGGCACUAUCCUUUGCUCAUAUCAAAGAGAAUUUGAAAUAGAGGGAUAUUGACAAAGUAAAUUAUGUAGUCAGUACAGUCACCUACAAUAACAUGUUACACAAUGAAGGCCGCAAAAAUAUCUGACACGAUCUUAUUUGUAGACCCAUAAGAGCGUGUCACAUAUUUUUGCGGCU